AGAAAUGGAGGGUGAUGAAGAAUCAGGUAUAUUCGAGGCGGAUGGAGAUGUCAAUACAAAUGCGACACCGCAGAGAGCCAUUGUACGCUUACCAGAAGAUGUAGUGAACAGGAUCGCAGCUGGUGAAAUUAUUCAUCGACCUGCAAAUGCACUCAAGGAAAUGAUCGAAAACAGCCUAGAUGCAGGAGCAAAGAUGAUUCGAAUCCAAUUACGAGAUGGAGGUUUAAAAAUGCUUCAAGUACAAGAUGACGGAAACGGUGUUGCUUAUAAUGAUCUGCCACUCUUGUGUCAAAGAUUUGCAACGUCAAAAUUAAGAACGUUUUCUGAUUUACAGAAUAUGACAACUUUUGGAUUUAGAGGAGAGGCGUUGGCAAGUAUAAGCUACGUGAGUGCAAAUAUGAAUGUUGUCAGUAGGACAAAAGACAGUGAGAUUGCAUACAAGGCGUCUUAUGCAAAUGGAACUUUGGUCCCCGUCAAACCUGGCCAAUCCUCCGACCCAAAACCGUGUGCAGGAAGUCAAGGUACGUUCAUCACAGCGGAGGAUCUAUUCUUCAAUGUUCCACAGCGUAAAAGAGCUCUCAAGAGUGCAUCUGAUGAGUAUGCUAUGGCUCUAGACGUAGUGAGCAAGUAUGCUGUCCACUAUGGCGGUCGUGGCGUUGGAUUUAGUUGCAAGAAAGCGGCAUCGGCCAUGGUUGACUUGAGUGUGCCUUCAUCGAGUAGUACAACGACCUUGGAUGCAAUUGGGGUGGUGUAUGGUAGCAAAGUGUCAAAGGAGUUGAUCGAAUUACAGCAAUUCAACAAUUCUGCAUAUGGUACGCAACUGCGAGGGUAUAUCAGCAGUCCAAAUUGGAACGCAAGACGAUCGGUAUUUUUGUUAUUCAUUAACAAUCGUUUGGUGGAUUCGCCCGCUUUGCGAAGAGCUGUUCUGGCUCUUUACGCUAAUAUACUUCCAAAAGGUUAUCAUCCUUGGGUGUAUCUGGAUUUGCAUAUCGAGGAAAGCAAUGUGGAUGUGAAUGUCCAUCCAACAAAACGAGAAGUACAUUUCUUGCACGAGGAAGAUAUCAUUGAAGAGAUUUGUACAAAAAUGCAAGAUGCUCUCACGAUGGCAAACAAUACUCGAACAUUUGCAAUGACCCAAUCUGUACUUCGCAAUUUCGAUCAGGACAGAGUGAUGGAACCGACAUCAAGUGUUCGACCUAGCUAUCCACAGCAUCUUGUACGUGUUGAUGCAAGAGCGCAAACGUUGGACGGUAUGGGUGCCGUUACUCGACAGAAUGAAAAGCAACAAUCCAGUGAAGCGGAUAUCGUGCAUCCUGAGAUGUCCACACCAAUGCCAGCAACGGCAGUACAGCAAUCUUAUGCGGUAAAGCAAAGCAGAACAGAGCUAGAGAGCAUUGAAGAUUUGCGUAAAUCAAUUCAUAAGGAUCGCAGUGUGGAUUGUACGGAAAUCCUUCGCUCGUUAACUUUUGUUGGCGUUGCAGAUGCACACAGACAGCUUCUUCUCGCUCAGCAUUCCACAAAGCUGUAUUUAAUCCAAAUGGCCAGUCUGAUCGAGGAAAUCGCUUUUCAACUUCUCUUGCAACAAUUUGGUGAAUUGCCUUUGAUUCGUUUGCAGCCUGCGCCAUUGGUGCAAGAUCUGGUCAGGGCAGCCUUGCUGGCUGAAUCAGAAAAAUCCAACGCAGCACGAAGAGCAGCAAAUGUUUCUGAUGAAAAAGUGAUUGAAACUGUUCAAGAUCGUUUGAAAGCACAUGCAGAGAUGCUGAUGGAUUAUUUCAGCAUCGAAGUACGAGCGGAAGAGGAUGGCUGUAUGCGAUUGAUCUCAUUACCCAACAUCUUUGGCCAUCUUGGCAACACUUCCGGCAAAAGUGAAAUCGCUUUGCAAUUAACAAAGAUUCCAUCUUUACUACUGAGAGUAGCCAUGCAACCAGACUACACAGAAGAAAAGGCUUGCUUGCAGGCUAUUCUACAAGAACUGGCUUGGGCGCAUGUCCCUCAACAACUUCAAGAGAAUCGAUCUGACCAAUCGACUCAAAAACAAGCAAUCAAACACAAUUGGCUAAGGUUUUGGUCAACCGCACUCAAGACAUAUGUACCAUCACGCAAGCUCGCCAAACAAGGCGCAGUACUUGCCAUUACCAACUUACCAUCCUUGUAUUCUACAUUUGAAAGGUGUUAGUCACCUCAAAUCCACAGCAUUUGUACUUUUUGAAACCCACAACACAAUGUAUAGUAAUGUCAUUGAUACAAAU
Messenger RNA from Meira miltonrushii, 2249 nucleotides. Its product is annotated as DNA mismatch repair protein MutL. Gene Ontology annotation, biological process: mismatch repair. The record is from RefSeq and is a predicted model, not a curated record. Gene Ontology annotation, molecular function: ATP hydrolysis activity; ATP binding; ATP-dependent DNA damage sensor activity. The transcript has a single exon. NCBI's taxonomy places the organism in Eukaryota, Fungi, Basidiomycota, Exobasidiomycetes, Exobasidiales, Brachybasidiaceae. The coding region runs from base 5 to 2176 and encodes 723 amino acids. Gene Ontology annotation, cellular component: MutLalpha complex.